This is a messenger RNA of Mercurialis annua (annual mercury), 1447 nucleotides long. Its product is annotated as (R,S)-reticuline 7-O-methyltransferase-like. The transcript is spliced from 2 exons. Lineage: Eukaryota; Viridiplantae; Streptophyta; Magnoliopsida; Malpighiales; Euphorbiaceae. Gene Ontology annotation, biological process: methylation. Bases 109 to 1206 code for a protein of 365 amino acids. Gene Ontology annotation, molecular function: S-adenosylmethionine-dependent methyltransferase activity; O-methyltransferase activity; protein dimerization activity. The record is from RefSeq and is a predicted model, not a curated record.
GUAACAUGCAUAUUUCAAAUAUCUAAAAACAGAUUCGACAACUAAACACUCCCAGUUUAUUCAAUUUUCUAUUCUUGAUCAGAUCAGAGAACAAAAGCUGGAAAAGAAAUGGCCGGAAGUAGCAAUCAAGAACCAACGUUAGACGAUUAUAAUGAAGAAGCAAUGGUUAGAGGACAAGCUGAAUUAUGGAACUGCAUUUUCGGCUAUGUACAAGGCAUGGCAUUAACGUGCAUAGUUCAACUAGGCAUUCCUGAUAUUAUCAACUCUCACGGCCGCCCUCUCUCCAUAUCUUCCAUUGCUGAACACAUUAAUCACCCUUCUUUAAACUCCGAUCGCCUCUCGCGAAUCAUGACAUUUUUAGUUCGUAAAGGUAUUUUCACUGCCAAACCGGACCCCGAAACUACUACUGUUAUUCUAUACGGACUCACAAACUCAUCGAAAUGGCUACUAAGCAACUCAAAAACGAGCCUUGCACCGAUGGCGCUCCUGCAAACUGAUUCAAUCACGCGAUCGUCUUGGCAUUUUCUUACUGACAUUGUCAAAGAACAAGAAGAAGAAGGAACCAGUGCAUUUGCCAAAUCUAACGGUUUAGAUUUGUAUGAUUUUACUGCUGUGAAUCCGGAGUAUAAUGGCUUAUUCAGUUCAGCUAUGGCUGCGACGUCCAUGGUUACUUCAGAAGCAGUGAAGCGGAGCUAUAAAGAUGGGUUUAUCGGAAUUAAUACUCUUGUGGAUGUAGCAGGCGGGACUGGUGCCAUGAUAGGGGAGAUUGUGAAGGAGCAUCCGCAUAUUCAAGGUAUUAAUUUUGAUCUUCCACAUGUGGUGGCUGUAGCACCUGAGUACGCCGGUGUUACCCAUGUCGCCGGCGAUAUGUUUACUAGCAUUCCUUCAGCUGACGCCAUUCUUUUAAAGUGGAUAUUGCACAACUGGAAUGACGAAGAGUGCAUCAAAAUCUUGAAAAAUUGUCGAAAGGCUAUAAGAGAGAAAAGUGGAAAGCUUAUAAUAAUAGAUGCAGUUUUAAGAGCAGAAGGAGAUGGGUUGUUUGAUGACAUGGCAUUCACAUUUGACUUAAACAUGAUGGUUAUAUGCAAUGCCAAGGAAAGGAACGAAGCUGACUGGAAAAUGUUGCUGGAGGAAGGAGGCUUUCCUACCUACAAAAUUAUCAAAAUUCCAGCCUUAGUAUCCAUUAUUGAAGCUUACCCACAUUAGCAAUGUGUAUGAUCAUCUUCGGUUGGGCGUAGAGGUGUCUUCGGUGGGUUCGGUCGGUUUGAUUUCGAUGAAAUAAAAUGUGGAUUUUUAAUUUUUAAUUCGGUUUGACAUUUGGGUUAUCCAAAUUAACCAAACUGACCAAAUAAACUAAUUUUUUUUAUUUUAAACCAAACUGAUCGAAUUACCGACUUAUUUGGUCGAUUCAUUUUUUUUUUAUUCAUUCGGUUCAGUUUCUUCUCAA